UUGGUCUGUGAUGGUUUGGUUCAAAGACCUGUUUGGUUCAAGGUUCAAGUUUGGUUGAUUUCGAUUUUCGUUCCAUUCGUAGUAUCUCUUACUAGUCUGUGGUUCCAUUCUCCAUUCGUUCAUGGUUCAUGAGUGAGAGUGGGUGUUUGUUGUGUUUACUAUUUGCCAUCUAGGUAUUUGCUGUCAGAAAUUAGAGCAAGACCUUCACCGGAGGAUAGUUUCUCUUAUGCAUCAUCAGUAGGUUAUGCGAUAUGACUGAGAAAUAUAACGAAUUAAAAAACUCGAACAGUCAACAAGGAAAAACACACAUUUACUCCAAGCGUAAGUCAUGGUUAUUUUGGUUGUCCGUGAUGGCGAUUAUGGCGUUGGCAUCGACGGCAGCAGGAAUAUUGAUUGCCGAGUUGAUACCCGGAGCUCGUACGUCGCCGAGGCCAGGACGCAGUGCCGUGCUCGUGUGCUACUAUACAACGCCGGACCCUCGCGCGACGCGUGCUCUUCUGCCCGCUGACAUUCACCCGCAUCUCUGCACUCACAUCAACGUCGCCUUCGCACAAGUUCUAAAUAAGCAAGUCAAACUAAAUAAUGAUCAGUUGCGAACCUUGGAAGAAGUUGUUAAACUGAAAUCUUCCAAUCCAGAUUUAAAAAUCUUACUAUCCAUUGGAGGAGCUGGAGAAAAUGAUGGAUUCUCAGAUAUGAUAGUGAACCAUGCAUCUAGGAAAACAUUUAUAAGAUCAAUCAAGGCUAUAUUAAGAAACUAUACACUGGAUGGUAUAGACUUGGAUUGGGAGUUUCCAGCAGUGCAUGGUGAAGUGCAGAUUAUAAACAAACGUCAACGACAGCAUUUUUCCCAGCUUUUGCAUGAAAUUCGAGCUGAAUAUAUUAGAGAAAAAAGGCCGUAUUUACUGACUGUGGCAGUUGCUGCCCCUAAAACUAUUGUAGAUUUUGCAUAUGAUGUAGAUCAGUUAAAUCAAUAUGUCGACUUUGUAAAUAUUAUGACAUAUGAUUUCCACUACUUCACGAAAUUCACUCCUUUCACUGGACUUAACUCUCCUCUUUAUGCAAGAGUGUCAGAGCAGCUCUAUAUGGCUACUCUCAAUAUUAACUACACUGUCAACAUGUAUGUGAAUAAAGGUCUCAAUAGAGAUAAAAUUGUAGUGGGUAUACCAACAUACGGUCACACUUUCACCUUGGUUAAUCCUGACAAUGGUGCAAUUGGAAGCCCUGCAUCAGGUUAUGGUGCUCUAGGAUCUCUGGGUUUUGUAGACUACCCGGAUGUCUGCACAUUUAUACAAAAUUUCAAAUCUGAAGUAGUGCUCAAGCAAGAUAAAGAUGCAAAAGUGCCAUACCUAUACAAGGAUAAUGAGUGGGUUUCCUAUGACACUCCUGAAAGUGUUUUGGAAAAAGCCAAGUUUAUUAAAGAAAGCCAGUUACAUGGGGCUAUGAUAUAUUCAUUAAACGCUGAUGACUACCGAGGUGUAUGUAAAGGGGAGGCAGGUAACAAUGCCAAGUUUCCUCUGGCUCAGGCUGCAAAGAAAAACCUAAUUGGCCCAUAUGUUUUAUGAUAUAAAGGUAGAGAGAAAUUAAUAUCAUUCCAAUAUCAAUGAAAAUAAUUUGUUAAUAUGCAUUUGAAUGAAAUAGUUAUUAUUAUGUAUGUAGUACAUGUACCUGUUUCUUUUUUGCCACGUAUGUGAUCUUGUACAUGGUGCAAGAUCUCAUGGUUCAGGGCUGAGGAGCGCGAGGCGGGCGGCGGGCGCGACAUGCGGCGGCAGUGAGCGACAUAUGUGGUGGCAGUGAUCAGGCGCGGUGACGGCCCACGCGCGCUCGAGGCGGCACGCGGCGGACUGCAGCCUGCCACGCGCCGUCGCCGCGUGCUCAUCCACUCAGAACCUCACGCGCGCAUUCAUUACCUUCUUAUUAACUUUUACAGUUGGAAAAAAAUGUAACAGUUUCAUAUACGGCUAAUAUUUCCGCUUGACGGCCUGCCAUAGUGGCCCUCACUGGAUAGUUUAUUAAAUUAAUGCCAUGUUAUUUAUUAAAAGAAUAUAUUCUUAACAGUUCCUAUGCAUAAUGAUGUUCAUAAAGGAUAUAGGUAUUUUAAAAUUAACUAUGAAUAAUAUGCUAUGCACUAUUUAUUAAAAAAGUGUAUGUAGUGAUUGUGAUGAUGGCUGUGAUUAAUUAGCAUUAUAUUUUGAACACUGCAACUGUGACACUGAAUAUUAUUAUUCCUUAUUCUAUGACUGAAGGCAGAAACUAGUCGACAUUGGGCGCCAUAUUAGAAGUUACGGAAUGCACAGUGGGCGCUGCUGUGGCCUUCAUUUUAGUAUAAGUAAUCGAAAUCACUAAGUAUGUGGGCAGUGUGACAUCGAAAUCCAUAAUAUAUUAUGUUCUAAAAACACGUAUAUUAAUUACGCUAUAAAGAAGAUAUUUUAUUAACAUUCAAUUAUAAUGUCAUGAAUGAUCUAUAAGUUUCGUUGACGAUGCGAUCUCGCUAAGUAUUGCAAUUAGUUUUCAACACAGUUAAAGAAGUGCUGCUGGAUUGUUUGUAUGCAAUAAAUAUUAUACACCUAACUAAAGUCUAUGUUUUUGAUUUGGAAUUCGAUUUUAUAGGGAUGUUUUAAUUAUUCGUGACAAGGUAACAGUGAAUGUGGAUUCAUUUAAGUGUAUUGUUUGGGUCAGGUUGUUUUGUUAUUAAAAGAUUGUUUAAAAAUA
Molecule: messenger RNA, 2709 nt
Organism: Pectinophora gossypiella (pink bollworm)
Lineage: Eukaryota; Metazoa; Arthropoda; Insecta; Lepidoptera; Gelechiidae
Gene: Cht11
Product: chitinase-3-like protein 2
Exons: 1
Coding region: 252-1562 (436 amino acids)
Biological process (GO): chitin catabolic process; carbohydrate metabolic process
Cellular component (GO): extracellular region
Molecular function (GO): chitin binding; chitinase activity
Source: RefSeq, a predicted model, not a curated record